GAUGCUCGCGGUGCGUGUCCGUGGCAGCGCUCCCCCGGCAGCAGCAGCAGCAGCAGCAUGUCCACAGUGAUGAGUGGCUUAUUGAAUAUGGCGAGUCUCGCGGAUUUCGAGCCGCUCGCAGCGGUGAUUCCCGCCACGAAAGUUGAGAUCACCGUGUCGUGCAGAAACCUCUUGGACAGAGACACCUUCUCAAAAUCUGAUCCAAUUUGUGUGCUGUACACUCAGACUGUGGCAAACAGGGAGUGGAGGGAGUUUGGCAGGACAGAAGUCAUUGAUAACACGCUGAAUCCAGACUUUGUGCACAAAUUCAUCCUCGAUUACUUCUUCGAAGAGAGACAAAAUUUACGCUUUGACCUGUAUGACCUCGACUCAAAGAGUGAAAACCUGUCCAAACAUGACUUCCUGGGCCAGAUGUGCUGUACUCUCGGAGAGGUGGUGGGCUCUCAGGGUAGUCGUAUGGAAAGAUCGCUUGUAGGCAUUCCUGGCAAGAACUGUGGAACUAUUAUUGUGAAAGCUGAAGAACUUGGAAAUUGCAGGGAGUCAGUAUUGAUGCAGUUUUGUGGCAACAAACUGGACAAGAAAGAUUUCUUUGGAAAGUCAGACCCUUUCUUGGUCUUUUACCGUAGCAAUAAAGAUGGAACGUUUACCAUCUGUCAUAAGACGGAGGUGGUGAAAAACACGCUGGACCCUGUAUGGCAAGCCUUCAAGAUCCCAGUCAGAGCUCUGUGUAACGGGGACUAUGACAGAGCAAUAAAAAUCGAAGUGUAUGACUGGGACAGAGAUGGAGGUCAUGACUACAUCGGCGAGUUCAGCACCAGCUACAGGGAGCUCUCUAAAGGCCACUCUCAGUUUACUGUAUGGGAGGUGCUGAACCCCAAGAAAAAGAAAAAAAAGAAGAAAUAUCUAAAUUCAGGAACCGUCACUCUGCUGUCCUGCUUCAUCGAUGUCGAGGUUACAUUUCUGGACUACAUCAAAGGAGGCACUCAAAUUAACUUCACAGUGGCCAUUGAUUUUACUGCGUCAAACGGCAACCCUUCCCAGCCUACCUCUCUACACUACAUGAGCCCGUAUCAUCUGAAUGCGUAUGCACUGGCCCUCAGAGCCGUGGGGGAGAUUAUUCAGGACUAUGACAGUGAUAAGCUGUUCCCUGCACUGGGCUUUGGUGCAAAACUGCCACCCGAUGGCCGCAUAUCUCAUGAAUUCCCCCUGAACGGGAACCCAGAAAACCCAUACUGCAGUGGGAUAGAGGGCGUUCUAGAGGCGUAUUAUCAGAGUCUGAAGUCUGUUCGUCUCUAUGGACCAACAUACUUCUCACCUGUUAUUAAUCAUGUAGCAAGAUAUGCUUCAUUAGUAAAGGAUGGCUCCGAAUACUUCAUCCUCCUCAUCAUCUCUGAUGGGGUCAUCUCAGACAUGGCUCAGACGAAAGAAUCCAUCGUAAAUGCCUCGAGUCUUCCCAUGUCAAUUAUCAUCGUUGGGGUCGGGCCAGCUGAGUUUGAUGAGAUGAUUGAACUAGAUGGCGAUGAGGUCAGGAUAUCAUCCAGGGGUCGCUUUGCGGAGAGAGACAUCGUGCAGUUCGUUCCUUUCCGAGACUACAUCGAUCGCCGCGGGAAUCACAUCCUCAGCAUGGCCCGUCUGGCCAAAGACGUUCUUGCGGAAAUCCCCGAUCAGUUCCUCCAGUACAUGAGGAGCAGAGGCAUCAAAGCUCAGCACCCGUCCAAACCCCCAGCGACACUCGUCCACCCCGUCCAGCCGCUGCAGACGCAGAUCUGAGCCAUCCGUCGUCCUCUCGUCGGUUCACUGUCACUCUCAGGAUCACACAUGGCCUGUCUGAGCGAAACGCUGGCCUUCUGCAUGCUGUGCUUCAGUGUGUAGGGUGACGUCGGGCGCGCUGAGCUUUCAGAAGGUGUUUCAGACACUUUUAAAGUAUCGAGUGGCCUCUUCAGUCAGUCAAGCAUCAGAAAUAUGACUUCACAGUCUCUCGUACUAUCAUCUCCUGUUCUCAUGUCUGACGAACUUCUGCAUACGUUUACAAUUGUACCGUUUUCUACUAAUUGAUCUGAGCUGCUUAACAAUGAAAUUGACUCAUUUUAUUACAUGGCGUUGUAAAUAGAGCGAGUGUGAUUUUAGAAGAAGCAUGAAUCCACCCUUGGUAGCAAUGUUAGAGAAACUUUCAUGCUGUUGUGCGAGGUUUUCAAAUUAUUUUACUAUUUCAGUAUUUCAUAUACAGUACUUGGUCAUUUGACUGCCUCAAACUGUAAUGAAUUUGUGCUUAGCUUUAGCGGCAUUAGCACAGCACUGAAGUUUAAAAGCCUUACUCUCAGUUAAAGGAACAGUUCACCCGAAAUGAAAUCUCUGUCAUUAUUUACUCAUCCUCAAAACACGUAUGAUUCAGAUUUAUAAACUAUCAUUAUUACCUGUUUUGACAGUGAUCUCCAAUUCUAAAUUUAAUUAAAUGAUGUAUUACACAAAUAUAAAACUGACGACUUGGCAACACUGUUACCAUUUAUGUUCCUUGAAUGGAAAAGAGCAGCAUUAACUUUGUGCUAAAGAUUCUUUUUCCUGCGUGAUAUUCAUUUUUGGGUGAACUGUUCCUUUAAAGACCGAACUGUAGCUGCUCUCAAUAUCUAUAUCCAAGCACAGAAAUGGAUACACAAGUAGCCUCAUACACAAGUAGCAUAUGCUUUCAAGCAUGCACCACCCACACAAACAGCGUGUUUUGUUUGCGUUUGUAAUCAAUAGUCUGCAUGCAGAAAAAAAAGGUGUUUUAUUUGGAAAAGGUGCAAAAUGUGCAGAUCGGUAUGUUUAAGAACAUAAAAACAUGGUUAAUAAUAAAAACUGUCUAAAACGAGAACUGCUAGGUCCUCACCCUCCACGCAAUCCAAGAUGAAGAUGAGUUAGUUUCUUCAUCAGAUUUGGAUAAUUGUACACUUGCUCAACAGUGGAUGCUCUGCAGUGAAUGGGUGCCGUCAGAAUGAGAGUCCAAACAUCUGAUAAAAACAUGACAAUAAUCCACAAGUAAUUCACACCACUCCAGUCCACCAGUUAUCAGUUGUUUGGACUCUCAUUCUGACGGCACCCAUUCACUUGCAAAGGAUGUAAUGUUCGGAUAAAGAAACAUUCAACAAACUCAUCUGGCCUAAGAGUGAGUAUACUUUCAUCAAAUAGUUUAAUCUGACAGAAGAGCAAGUCAGCCAGUGGUAAAAAAAUCAUUUUUCAUUUUUAAAAGAAAUGAGAUAUUUAAAAUCAACUUGUAAAAGAACACAUGUUAAGAUUGUAUGGUAUGUUUCAUUUAGAAUUGGUAAGAUGGAACUGACAUCACAUGUGGAAAGAUUCUCCUCAAAAUAUCACAUGGAUCAUCAAGAACAAAAUUAUAUAAAAUAGCCAAACAAUGCUCAGCGACAUCUGGUUAAACCGUCUUUAACAAAAAUAAAAAACUAUCGGCAGCACUUCACGUAUCUCCUGAGAUCGCGCCAGCCAGUGUCAGAUGUGCUCUUUCUGCCCCAAACCCUUCAUAUUUCAGCAAGAAAAUACACGAGCGAGCCAUGACCCCAGCAACCCUGGGAAAAAAUAACUUAAACACAGGCACAGAGCUAAGACUUCAUUUAUUUAACAUGACAGUGUGUCAACGUCAAACUCACACCCACUCAUGCUGCAUGCUGUAUUAUCUCUAUAAAUCAUGCAGAAAACAUGCGUCAAAAUGUAACCGUGUGUGGGAUGGAAACGCUGUUUCCCUAGUUUUUCCAUAUGGGUUCAGACAUUAUCACUGCAGUUUUCCUCAUUUAUGGUCUAAUUGAUCUGCACUUUAUCACAAACUGAACUUCUUCUUUAGACUAUUUGAACAUUGACUAUGAUCAUUCAUGAACGAGAAAUGUGCAGCUAAAUACCUUGAGAUGAACAAUAUAACUUCUUGUUGGUUUAAAAACCAAGUACUUUGACUGCAUGGCUAAUGAAUUGUUUACAAGUAGCAGAUAUUGUGCAUUUAAUCUCAGGUGUGAUGACCCUUAUUUGUGAAAGUGGUGAUAGGUGCCAGUUAGCUUAGUUAGGACAGUUCACCUGCUCAUUACACCUCAGAAGGUUCGAGGUGGUGUUAGUUGGGUGUAGCUUGUUUAAUGGUAUUUUUUGCUUAAGCACAGCACUGGCUGAACAGCAUGAAUUUUAGGAACCUGGAUCAUUUUGGUGAGAAUUUAAGAUAAACUUAGGUGGGCUUAUAGAAGUCCUGUAUCAUAUAAACACAGCUAUUGUUUAUCUUUGUUACAUAUGAAUUCACAGUUUAAUAUUGCCUGCAUCAUGUCUGCAUGAGCAGAAUUUUUAAUGAAAUGCACUUCUUUCAUAGAUUGUUUGUUUUAGAAAUGAAUUUUGCCUUAAUAGAGUAUUUAUUUGUGGUAUGCGAAAUUGACCAUAUUCUUUUGUUGCAUUUUUAAUUUCUUUUUGAAACACUUUCCUUGUGCAGUUACUCAAAAAUAAUGAAUUUUAUGAAUGAGAUGCAUGCAGGUGCUGUUAAAUCAGUGUAGUCUGGCGUUAAAUGCGCUCAUAAAUAAAUCAAGUGUAGCACUUAUCAGUGCAAGAACGUAAUUAUUUAAAAUGUUUAUUUUUACCAAGAUGGACCCAAUUAUCAAUAUAGACCCAAUCGCAAUGCAAUAUCUUAAACAAAAAGGCACAACUUUUGACCAAAGUUACAUUUUAUAAUUGUUUCCAAAUCUAGAAUGGUUUGUUAUGACAAACCAAAGAAAGACUUGGUGAACACUGAAUAUCAAUACAACAAAUACAAAUAAAAAAAACAUAUGCUGUAAUAAUUAUAAUGACUAUUAAUGAAAUGAUGCCCUCU
Carassius gibelio (silver crucian carp) is the source of this 4825-nucleotide messenger RNA. RefSeq names its product copine-8-like. Gene Ontology annotation, cellular component: plasma membrane. The record is from RefSeq and is a predicted model, not a curated record. Gene Ontology annotation, biological process: cellular response to calcium ion. Lineage: Eukaryota; Metazoa; Chordata; Actinopteri; Cypriniformes; Cyprinidae. The transcript is spliced from 20 exons. Bases 58 to 1770 code for a protein of 570 amino acids. Gene Ontology annotation, molecular function: calcium-dependent phospholipid binding.